Messenger RNA from Amoebophrya sp. A120, 1881 nucleotides. NCBI's taxonomy places the organism in Eukaryota, Dinophyceae, Syndiniales, Amoebophryaceae. The record is from the annotation of a GenBank genome assembly.
AUCAAGUCUAAAUCUUCCUAAACCACAGCGGAAUGCAAGAAUAGCGCUCUCCUCAUCUAGCUCUAGCUCUGGCUCUAGGUUCAAUUCUACAGCCCAUCUUCGACCAGUGGCCUCUGGCGAUAGACAGAUGUCGUCGUUAGUGGUUUCGUCGACGCCGCACUGCCUCUGGAUCCUGAAUCGCAAUGGAACAUUGAUCUUCCAUCGGGAUUUCAAGCCGACGUGUUUCACCGCAAAUGAUCGCAUUCGAUUGGCGUCCACACUGCAUGGAAUAUCGGCGGUAGCCGCUCGUAUUACACCAGCGCCCUCUGGUGUAGGUAACGGCGCGGCAGAGAGAACAAACCGGCACGAAAAAGGCUCGAGUGUCGCUGGCGCGACCGACCGAACUACCGGGGAUUUUUCUGGCGCUCCUGCGGCCGCGGCUUCCAGCAUAACUCCAGCUCCAAGCUACACCGGCUGCCUGCCUUUCGAAUCGAAAACUACAAGCAGGACCGGUGGCUCUUCAUCUUCAAGCGGUGCCAUUCGACGGUCCAGCAGUCCCGUUGCCGUUCAACGACCCGAGUUUAUGGUCGGCGCCAGCAGGUUUCCUGGAAACAAGAACGCAGUUGCCGAACAACAUGCAGCGGUAUCUUCCGUGGCCUCCAGCACCGUUCCUGCAGCCGCAAGUAGAAGAACAAGGUCAACUUCGAAGCACGUCUUCCACGCACCCUGGGGCACCGCCGCUCGGAAUAAGGCAAGAGGCGGCCAGGACAACAAUGUGGACAUUUCUGCGCAGGACCAGGAGUCGCUGCUCGAAGGCGGGGACCAAUGGUUUGAGAUUCCGUCGAGCGCUGCCCUGCUAAACCAUGCCUCUACCAGCCUGGUUGGCGAAGUGCCCGCACUGCCCGCCCUGGCCGGUCGCUUGGUGCGACAGAUGGCGAACGGAACCACUCUGCCCAUCACACAAUAUGAGCAGGCUCCGCAAGUCGCGGCCGUCUACCACAGAAUAGUAAAUGCAUCGGGGCAUAAUGAAGAAGUAUCAUCUUCAUCUGUUUCAUCUCCUGGUGUUGCGUCAUCGAAUAAAAACCCCAUCAACGGAAACGCGACCGGUGGAGAUGUGGCGUUUUCGUCUGGCUCUACUACUUUUGUGUCCAGCGCAUCAUCUUCUGCGGCACCCUCGACCACAGGACGAGCGGUCACUUCUCCACAACAAUUGUCGUCUUUCGCGACCACCGCAGAAGCGUCCGAUUUCGAGCUCGCGUCCACCGAGGACGAAUUUCUCUACUGGCAGGUGCCGGAGAAGGUUCUGACGGAGAAUCUGGUCGCGUACCGGCGCGAGCAAUAUACCGACCAUCGCAAGGCCUGCACGCUGCGUGCGUGUCAAAAUUCCGCCCUGCAUCCGCGCGGCAUAACGCGCGUUGAGGCGGCGGGCUUUCAGGUGUUCAUGCUGCAGACGCGCACAAACCUGCGGUUUAUCCUGAUCACCGAGGGCUUUUUCGACAGCAAAAAGGCCGACCUGUUCCUCAAGUACGUCUACGAACGCUUUGCGGUGCUCAUCCUGCAGGACCCUUUUGUGGUCAGUCUGGACCUGCCCGUGCAGUCGGCCGCCUUUGACCAGGCCCUCGGUUUCGGCCUGCAACUGGCCGCACAAACCGAAAAUGAAUGAAGAACUACAAGACUGCCACAGGAUUCUGUGGUGCAUCUUCCGGCUGAAGAUGCGGGAGAGCGAGGCGGGCGAUAAAAAAAUAUCGCAAAAAUGCAAACGAAAAAUAACAUUUCUGCUUUUUAUUUCACCUGUUUUCAUCAAUUCAAAUCCACCGUGCGCAAAAAUGCAAAUAGAAAAUGCAAAUAGAACAAAAUGUAGAAUUAUGCGAAACUCAAUGAAUAGCCCGCCUAGAUCAAGGC